Molecule: messenger RNA, 28718 nt
Organism: Coregonus sp. 'balchen'
Lineage: Eukaryota; Metazoa; Chordata; Actinopteri; Salmoniformes; Salmonidae
Source: the annotation of a GenBank genome assembly
AUGACUAUAAGUAGACUUCCAGUCAUUGCGCUAACGCUAGUUAGCAUUGGCUCGAAAAACUAUACUACAUGACCAAAAGUCUGUGGACACCUGCUCGUCGAACAUCUCAUUCCAAAAUCAUGGGAAUUAUUAUGGAGUUGGUCCCCACUUUGCUGCUAUAACAGCCUCCACUCUUCUGGGAAGGCUUUCCACCAGAUGUUGGAACAUUGCUGUGGGGACUUGCUUCCAUUCAGCCACAAGAGCCUUAGUGAGGUCGGGCACUGAUGUUGGGCGAUUACGCUUGGCUCGCAGUCUAUGUUCCAAUUCAUCCCAAAGGUGUUCGAUGGGGUGGAGGUCAGGGCUCUGUGCAGGCCAGUCAAGUUAUUCCACACCAAUCUUGACAAACCAUUUCUGUAGGGACCUCGCUUUGUGCACGGGGGCAUUGUCAUGCUGAAACAGGAAAGGGCCUUCCCCAAACUGUUGCCACAAAGUUGGAAGCACAGAAUCGUCUAGUAUGUCAUUGUAUGCUGUAGCGCUAAGAUUUCCUGUCACUGGAACUAAGGGGCCUGAACAGUGAAAAACAGCCACAGACAAUUAUUCCUCCUCCACCAAACUUUACAGUUGGCACUAUGCAUUUGGACAGGUAGCGUUCUCCUGGCAUCCUCCAAACACAGAUUUGUCCUUUGGACUGCCAGAUGGUGACGGAUGAAUUAUCCCUUCAGAGAACGCGUUUCCACUGCUCCAGAGUCCAAUGGCGGUGAGCUUUACACCACUCCAGCCGACACUUGGCAUUGCGCAUGGUGAUCUUAGGCUUGCUCGGCCAUGGAAACCCAUUUUAUGAAGCUCCUGAUGAACAGUUAUUGUGCUGACGUUGCUUCCAGAGGCAGUUUGGAACUCGGUAGUGAGUGUUGCAACCGAGGACAGACAAUCUUUAUGCACUACAUGCUUCAGCACUCGUGGUCCUGUUCUGUGAGCUUGUGUGGCCUACCACUUCACGGCUGAGCCGUUGUUGCUCCUAGACGUUUCCACUUCACAAUAACAGCAUUUACAUUUGACCGGGGCAGCUCUAGCAGGGCAGAAAUUUAACAAACUGACUUGUUGGAAAGGUGGCAUCCUAUGACGGUGCUGCGUUGAAAGUCACUGAGCUCUUCAGUGAGGCCAUUAUACUGCCUAUGUUUGUCUAUGGAGAUUGCAUGGCGGUGUGCUCGAUUUCAUACACCCGUCAGCAACGGGUGUGGCUUAAAUUUGAAGUGGUGUCCACAUACUUUUAUAUAUAUAGUGGACCUUUAACUUCCAUGAGUUAAUUAAACUCUGGGCAAGUUGCCUCAUUGCCAAAAUCCUGAUCUAUCCCUUUAAUGUUCAGAGGCAUGCAUUAAGCUCUGAUUGGCCUCUCACUGCACCCAAACUAACAAUAUCCUGGUGCCAUGAUAAACACUGCAGCCAUUAUUUUCUGCUUCCAGUGAUCUACAGUACAUACUCAGGCUCCAGAUGUGGAGAAGAUAACAGCAGCCAGUGCAGUAUGUGUGUGUUUGUGUGCAGUGCAGUGGGGGAAAGGUAUUCAACUGGAUUGAAGUAGGAGGGCCUCCCUAUACAGAUCCCUAUCCAGAUUGGUUGGACUGAUAAGUAGGCUACAGCUUUGAAGCUUUGAAGUUCCCAUUAAUUAUGUUUUAGUUAGUAUAUCACUGAAUGCUGACACGACGGAAAAUCGAGGAAGAAAAACCUUCAUGGUAAUAUCAUAAUUAAGAUCCUACAGAUUUGAGGGUAAAGGUAGAGCAGAGAAUAGAAGAUAGAGACCCUUCUGUUUUUGCCUUACCUUCCCCUCUCACGUCCUUCCUCCAUCCCUUCUAUACCUUCUCCACCCCUCCUGCUCCUCCUCCAACUCACCUCCACCCCUUGUAGGUCCUGAGAGAUCUCUUGGGCCACUGAAACAAAACAACAGUUUGACAGUAGAAUGGUGCUUUUGAAGAACUGUUUAUUGAAGACUAAUUAUGCUCUCUGGGCUGAUACAGUUCCUCAGAAAAGUCCUCUAAUGUUCCUGUGAACACAGAAACCCAGUCCUCUACAGGACAGUGUAUUUUGACUGUCUGACAUGGUGGAUGGGCUGCCGUGGACCUGUGUGUUUAUCCUACUGCUAAUACGCAGAUGUGUACGUCUCUGCGUGCAAUCUGUGUGUCCGUGUGUGUCCGUGUGACAGUGUGUGUGUGUGUCGUUGUGUGGGUCUGGUGUUUCUCUUGCUCUGUUUACACAUCCCUUACAAAAAAAACAUGAAAAAACAAGUGAACAAACUCAGACACGUGGUUUCCCAACACUUCACAUGUGAUAUUAUAAGUUUCACAUUUGUGCCCUUGUAACCGGCGGGAUUAAACCUGGCCACGAAAGAAGCCAACAUCUUGACCAUUAGAUCAAAAAAAAGGCCAACACUAUUUGUGAAGUCGCAUGCAGGGCUACCUCAUCAUGUAACCAUGAGCAACCAUGACUGACACAUGUCCGGUACACUUUCACAUGUGCAUUUUCACAUUUUAAUGUCAAUUUUAACUAGGGCUGUCAAAAUAUUUGUUAACAAUGCAAUCGGGUUAACAGGAUUUUCUAUGAUUAAUCACGAUUCAUCGCAAAUUCAGAAUUUGCUCAAAUGUAGCUGCAAAUUAAGAUUGUUUUAUACAAAAAGCAUUACAAGAAUAUUGAAAAAUCCAUUUGUCUUUGAUUUUAGCUAAAUCUGGUAAAUUACAAUACAUACAAUUUUCCUUCACAGUACUAUUUAACCUCAAUGUCAACUUGUUUUGACAUUGCAUUGCUGUUUUUAGUGGUAUAUAUUAUGUAUUUUGGAUGUUUUCAGACAAUGCGAUUAAUCAGGAAGUUAGUGCACAACAAUUACAAAACGUUCAUUCGCGUUAACUGAUUAACUCUGACAGUCCUAAUUUUAACAUGUUAAACAGGAUAAAUAAGGAGACAUCUGAGACGCCAUCUUGUUGUCAUUGCAUAUAAAAGUGCGCCUAAGUUGAAAAAUGUAGGAGCACACAGUCAGUCAGACAAUUUGCAUAGAGCAUAGCUAGUGUCAGUUGGACAUUUUUACUAAGGCCCAAAUUUAGGAUUACACAUUAAAAUUGCUUAAAUUUAAAUUGACACCUGUCAGAUGGAUGGAUUAUCUUGGUAAAGGAGAAAUGCUCACUAACAGGGAUGUAAACAAAUUUGUGCACACAGUCUGAGAGAAAUAAGCUUUUUGUGCGUAUGGAAAAUUUCAGGGAUAUUUUAUUUCAGCUAAUGAAACUCUUUACAUGUUGCGUUUAUAUUUUUGUUCAGUGUACAUACAGUGCAUUCGGAAAGGAUUCAGACCCCUUACCUUUCCACAUUUUGUUACGUUACAGCCUUAUUCUAAAAUGGAUUAAAACAUACUCAUCAAUCUACACACAAUACCCCAUAAUGACAAAGCAAAAACAGGUUUUUAGAAUUUUUUGCAAAUGUAUAAAAAACAACAACUGAAAUAUAACAUUUACAUAAGUAUUCAGAACCUUUACUCAGUACUUUGUUGAAGCACCUUUGGCAGCAAUUACAGCCUCGAGUCUUCAUCUUAAGUCAGGUUGGAUGGGGAGCGUCGCUGCACAGCUAUUUUCAGGUCUCUCCAGAGAUGUUCGAUCGGGUGCAGGUCCGGGCUCUGGCUGGGCCACUCAAGGACAUUCAGAGACUUGUCCCGAAGCCACUCCUGCGUUGUCUUGCCUGUGUGGAAGGUGAAGCUUCGCUCCAGUCUGAUGUCCUGUGCGCUCUGGAGCAGGUUUUCGUCAAGGAUCUCUCUGUACUUAGCUCUGUUCAUCUUUCCAGCGAUCCUGACUAGUCUCCCAGUCCCUACCGCUGAAAAACAUCCCCACAGCAUGAUGCUGCCACCACCAUGCUUCAUUGUAGGGAUGGUGCCUGGUUUCCUCCAGACAUGAUGCUUGGCAUUCAGUUCAAAGAGUUCAAUCUUGGUUCAUCAGACCAGAGAAUGUUGUUUCUCAUGGUCUGAGUCCUUUAGGUCCCUUUUGGCAAACUUCAAGCGGGCUGUCAUGUGCCUUUUACUGAGGAGUGGCUUCCGUCUGGCCACUCUACCAUAAAGGGCUGAUUGGUGGAGUGCUGCAGAGAUGGUUGUCCCAUCUCCACAGUGAAACUCUGGAGCUCUGUCAGAGCUCUGUCCCUUGAUUGCUCAGUUUGGCCGGGCGGCAAGCUCUAGGAAGAGUCUUGGUGGUUUCAAACUUCUUCCAUUUAAGAAUGAUGGAGGCCACUGUGUUCUUGGGGACCUUCAAUGCGGCAGAAAUGUUUUGGUACCCUUCCCCAGAUCUGUGCCUCGACACAAUCCUGUCUUGGAGCUCUACGGACAAUUUCUUCGACCUCAUGGCUUGGUUUUUGCUCUGACAUGCACUGUCAACUGUGGGACCUUAUAUAGACAGGUGUGUGCCUUUCCAAAUCAUGUCCAAUCAAUUUAAUUUACCACAGGUGGACUCCAAUCAAGUUGUAGAAACAUCUCAAGGAUGAUCAAUGGAAAGAAGAUGCACCUGAGCUCAAUUUCGAGUCUCAAAGCAAACGGUCUGAAUACUUACACUACCGUUCAAAAGUUUGGGGUCACUUAGAAAUGUCCUUGUUUUCGAAAGAAAAGCAUUUUUUUGUCCAUUAAAAUCACAUCAAAAUUAUCAGAAAUACAGUGUAGACAUUGUUAAUGUUGUAAAUGGCUAUCGUAGCUGGAAACGGCUGAUUUUUAAUGGAAUAUCUACAUAGGCGUACGGAGGCCCAUUAUCGGCGACCAUCAGUCCUGUGUUCCAAUGGCACGUUGUGUUUGCUAAUCCAAGUUUAUCAUUUUAAAAGGCUAAUUGAUCAUUAGAAAACCCUUUUGCAAUUAUGUUAGCACAGCUGAAAACUGUUGUGCUGAUUAAAGAAGCAAUAAAACUGGCCUUCUUGAGACUAGUUGAGUGUCUGGAGCAUCAGCAAUUGUGGGUUCGAUUACAGGCUUAAAAUGGCCAGAAACAAAGUACUUUCUUCUGAAACUCGUCAGUCUAUUCUUGUUCUGAGAAAUUAAGGCUAUUCCUUGCGAGAAAUUGCCAAGAAACUGAAGAUCUCGUACAACGCUAUGUACUACUCCCUUCACAGAACAGCGCAAACUGGCUCUAACCAGAAUAGAAAGAGGAGUGGGAGGCCCCGGUGCACAACUGAGCAAGAGGACAAAUACAUUAGAGUGUCUAGUUUGAGAAACAGAUGCCUCACAGGUCCUCAAGUGGCAGCUUCAUUAAAUAGUACCUGCAAAACACCAGUCUCAACGUCAACAGUAAAGAGACGACUCCGGGAUGCUGACCUUCUAGGCAGAGUUGCAAAGAAAAAUAUGUAUCUCAGACUGGCCAAUAAAUAGAAAAUAUUAAGAAGGCCAGUCUGAGAUAUGGCUUUAUGUCGGUGAUCAGGCCUACUACCUUCGUGUCGUCUGCAAACUUAAUGAUGGUGUUGGAGUCAUGUGCAGCCACGCCGUCGUGGGUGAACAGGGAGUACAGGAGUGGACUAAGCACGUACCUGAGGGUCAGCGUGGCGGAUGUGUUGUUGCCUACCCUCACCACCUGGGGGCGGCUCAUCAGGAAGUCCAGGAUCCAGUUGCAGAGGUGAGGUGUUUAACCCCAGGGUCCUUAGUUUAGGGAUAAGCUUGGAGGGCACAAUGGUGAGCUGUAGUAAAUUAAUAGCAUUCUCACGUAGGUCCAAGAAAUCCACAGGGGCUGACCAAUUGGAACCGGGUCUGCUCAAGUGUGCUGCCCCCUCAUUGCUGGUUCAGUAACCCAUAUCUUAAAUCUAACAUUGUUGUCAGGAAAUAUUCCAAAAGUAUGGACAACCGCUUAUGUGCUGCCACUCCAUAAGGGCGGGGAUAGUAGUGAUCUUGAUAAUUAUCGUCUCAUCUCCAGGCUUCCAUGUCUAACUAAGAUUUUUGAAUCUUUGGAAAUAAGCAACUUCGCUCUUUUUUAUCUGAGUAUGGUAGAGUAUUUUGAAUAUAAAUCAAAUCUGGGUUUAGGCCAGGGCACAACACUAUCACAGUAACCACAUUAGUUGUUAAUGAUAUUGUAAUGCUUUAGACGCUAAUAUGAAUUGUACUGCCUUGUUUGUGGACCUGUCAAAAGCGUUUGAUACUGUUGAUCAUGCUAUUUUAUUGAAAAAGUUGUCCUCAAUUUGCCUGGGCUCUGAAGCCUGCUCAUGGCUUCAUGAUUAUCUUAGUAACAGAACUCAGGCCACCGUGAUUGAUGGGGUUAAGUCCGAAUUUCUUGAAGUACGUUAAAGGUGUUCCGCAGGGAUCGAUACUAGGACCUGCUCUUUUCACUAUUUAUAUAAAUACUAUUGGUCAAUCUGUGAGAAAAUUAAAAUGUAAUCUAUAUGGAGAUGAUACUAUUAUGUACGCUAUUGCCCAGACUGCUGACCUGGCUGUGACAAGGCUACAUUCCGAAAUUGCAGCUGUGCAGGAAGCCCUUACUGAUUUAAAACUUGUGUUUAAUACGGGCAAAACUAAAUACAUGUUGUUUUCAAGUUCUCGUAAGAUUGUCUCAGAUGGAUUACAUCUUCACUGAUCGGAUGGUUCUAUUAUCGAAUGAGUUCCUUCAUACAAAUACCUUGGUAUUUGGAUUGACAAUGAUUUAACGUUUAAAAAACAAACAAAUUAGCUUGUUAAGAAGCUAAGAUUUAAAGUGGGCUUUUUUUUACAGAAACAGAUCUUGCCUCUCUCUAGUCAGCAGGAAGCAGAUUGUGUAGUCAACCUUUCUACCUGUUCUUGAUUAUGGUGAUACUAUUUAUCAAAUUGCAGCUGCCACUACACUUAAACCCCUGGAUGCCAUUUAUCAUAGCGCCCAUCGUUGUAUUACAGGAUACAGUUGUAUUUCUCAUCACUGCAUUCUUUACCGAAAAGUUGGCUGAACCUCUUUAAAGUCACCUAGAUCACGUCAUUACACUCUUUUUGUUUACAAAAUCCUGCUCCACAAGCUUCCAACUUACCUAACUUCACUGUUAAGAUUUAAAAUGACAAGUUAUCAAACCCGUUCACAGGGUUGGCUACCUCUGGAGACUCUUUUGGUGUCUACAGAGUUAGGAAAUCAGCCUUUAACUUCCUUGCAACCUAUGCUUGGAAUAAUCUCCAAAAGACAGUUUGAUUGGAUGCUUUGGUGUCCCUAGAGCCAUUCAAACAGCUGACAGAGGAGUUUUAUAAUGAAGAAUAUGUUUGUUUUAAUUGACUGUGUUUUGUAUCUUAAUGUGCAUUUAAUGUGUAUAUUGUGUAUACAGUGCCUUUCAAAAGUAUUCAUCCCCUUUGGCGUUUUUCCUACUUUGUUUCAUUACAACCUGUAAUUUAAAUGGAUUUUUAUUUGGAUUUCAUGUAAUGGACAUACACAAAAUAGUCCAAAUUGGUGGUGAAAUGAAAAAAUUAAAUAACGGAAAAGUGGUGUGUGCAUAUGUAUUCACCCCCUUUGCUAUGAAGCCCCUAAAUAAGAUCUGGUGCAACCAAUUACCUUCAGAAGUCACAAAAUUAGUUAAAUAAAGUCCACCUGUGUGCAAUCUAAGUGUCACAUGAUCUGUCACAUGAUCUCAGUAUAUAUACACCUGUUCUGAAAGGCCCCAGAGUCUGCAACACCACUAAGCAAGGGGCACCACCAAGCAAGCGGCACCAUGAAAACCAAGGAGCUCUCCAAACAGGUCAGGGACAAAGUUGUGGAGAAGUACAGAUCAGGGUUGGGUUAUAAAAAAAUAUCUGAAACUUUGAACAUCCCACGGAGCACCAUUAAAUCCAUCAUUAAAAAAUGAAAGAAUAUGGCACCACAACAAACCUGCCAAGAGAGGGCCGCCCACCAAAACUCACGGACCAGGCAAGGAGGGAAUCAAUCAGAGAGGCAACAAAGAGACCAAAGAUAAUCCUGAAGGAGUUGCAAGCGCCACAGUGGAGAUUGGAGUAUCUGUCCAUAGGACCACUUUAAGCCGUACACUCCACAGAGCUGGGCUUUACAGAAGAGUGGCCAGAAAAAAGCCAUUGCUUGAAGAAAAAAAUAAGCAAACACGUUUGGUGUUCGCCAAAAGGCAUGUGGGAGACUCCCCAAACAUAUGGAAGAAGGUACUCUGGUCAGAUGAGACUAAAAUUGAGCUUUUUGGCCAUCAAGGAAAACGCUAUGUCUGGCGCAAACCCACCUCUCAUCACCCCGAGAACACCAUCCCCACAGUGAAGCAUGGUGGUGGCAGCAUCAUGCUGUGGGGAUGUUUUUCAUCGGCAGGGACUGGGAAACUUGUCAGAAUUGAAGGAAUGAUGUAUGGCGCUAAAUACAGGGACAUUCUUGAGGGAAACCUGUUUCAGUCUUCCAGAGAUUUGAGACUGGGACGGAGGUUCAUCUUACAGCAGGACAAUGACCCUAAGCAUACUGCUAAAGCAACACUUGAGUGGUUUAAGGGGAAACAUUUAAAUGUCUUGGAAUGGCCUAGUCAAAGCCCAGACCUCAAUCCAAUUGAGAAUCUGUGGUAUGAUUUAAAGAUUGCUGUACACCAGCAGAACCCAUCCAACUUGAAGGAGCUGGAGCAGUUUUGCCUUGAAGACUAGGCAAAAAUCCCAGUGGCUAGAUGUGCCAAGCUUAUAGAGACAUACCCCAAGAGACUUGCAGCUGUAAUUGCUGCAAAAGGUGGCUCUACAAAGUAUUGACUUUGGGGGGGUGAAUAGUUAUGCACGCUCAAGUUUUCAGUUUUUUUGUCUUAUUUCUUGUUUGUUUCACACACAAAAAUAUUUUGCAUCUUCAAAGAGUAAAUCAAAUGAUUCAACCCCCCCCCAAAAUCAAUUUUAAUUCCAGGUUGUAAGGCAACAAAAUAGGAAAAAUGCCAAGGGGGGUGAAUACUUUCGCAAGCCACUGAUUUUAUGUUUAUCUAUACUUGCCUAUUGAUGUGGUCUUUUGUUGUUUUUUCUCAUUUGCAAAAGAGACUUUAGUCUCAAUAUGACUUCCCUGUUGAAAUAAAGGGAAAUAAUAAAAGGGAAAAAAUGGGGUAAAGAUUUGAAGAUGAAUAUUCAAUAAAUGGAAUGGAGAAAUGUGUGAAAAAAUAUAUAUUUUAAAACGUGCAGAGAGUCUAAAACACAAAUUGUUGAGUAUAAUGUAAUUAAUAGAAUUUACCGGACUCCCUCUAAAAUGUACAAGGCAAACAUGACAACCAACAGCAGAUGUUGGAGGUGUAAAUCAGAUGACUCUGUGCUUGUACAUAUGUUGGUCAAGUGUUAGAAAAUAAUAUUAUCUCUAUUUCAAGGAGAAAUAGAAAUAGACUACAUACAAAUGCAGCUUUUAUCUUGCUGGGAAUUAAUCUCCCAGAAAAGACACCAAAUGUUUUCAUGCUCAGGACACCAACUCUGAUUGCUAAAAGAGACAUUUUAAGCAAUUGGAAAGAGGAGCAGCUGCGUUCAUUUGCAGAAUGCUCCAACUGUCAAUGAGCUCUGUCAAAUUUGAGAAAACUAUUGAAAAUCUAAAUUAUAAUCAUGACUGCAAUUUUAUCAUUAUUCAUACUAUCAAUUACCUAUCCAUUUAUUUAUUGUUUUAGAAAUGUUGUUGCAGCCCUCCCAUAUAUGCAACAUUUUUGUUUAGAUUUUUUCUUAGGAUGAAAUUGUGAUAUGCAAAGAAAAGAAAUGUGCUAUUAUGAGUCAAAAAAUAAUUUUCACCAGGAUGAGAGAGAACAAUGUUGUGUUAUGUGUGUUUUGUUGUUUGGUUAGUGUGAUAUGUUGUUUGUGUUGUAAAUAAAUAAUAAUAUUUAAAAAAGAGUGAUAUUACCCCCUGCUCUACAAAUCUCCACCGCCACGCAUUCGUGUUCACUGGAGCCAGUAAUUGCUCUAUGUGCUACACCUUCUUUGAAAAAUGUAGCACACCCACCACCCAAACCCUCCAUUCUAUCAGUCCUCACAAAAAUAAACCCCGGUAUAACAAAAUCCACCUGAUGUUUAAGCCACGUUUCUUGUAUACACACCACGUCCGGUCAAACAUCUAAAUCAUGAAUACACUUCUUCAAUUCAUGUCCACUGGCGAUCAAACUCCAUUGGACAACAAGGAACACUAUAAUACUACUUAGGAUCCUGAUCAUCAUUAGGAGUAUGACUAAGCAUCCAAUGUAUAAUUUGUACUGAAACUUCAGAAAUCCCCAUAAUUUCAUUGGCUGCCUUCACUACUUCCAUUAUUAUUCCAGUCCUGCUCUUAUGUACAGCACUUAUAUUGAUUGACCUACACAAGAAGACUAAGAAGUCAUGAUUUACAACCAUGGUUUUCUUCGUAACUGGGCAUUUAUGCUCGCAUAUCACAUUGACAGUUGCUGAGGUGCUAAAGGCCUGCUCGGAGCAGCCACUCUCUGCUGACAUGCUGGAGCCGGAGCAAUCUGAACAAUAGUUUUGUUGUUCACUUUCUAAGCAGCUUCAGCAUAAGAUACAUUAUUAUUAUUAUUCCUGAUAUAACUAUUUUUUUAAAAUAAGGACAUUGUGUGCAGAAUUCAUUCAUCGGUAUCAUCACAAUCCAAUUCCAUGUAUAGGCUGGUUUGCUCUUAGUUUUGUAGACUUGCCAUUGGCGCACAAAAACACAAUCCACAAUAUAAAUAAGUAAAGGUGAAUACAAUGGAGGAACACAACUGAUAUGAACGUAUAGGCCUCAAUCCACACCAAAGCAAAGCUCUAAAAUGGAAGGUCACAAUGUUGGAGAUCAUGACUUAGGAGUAACCCAAAGUUAUUUAGAAGUAACCCAACUUCAUUCUCUGCAUCUUUGCAUGUCCGCAAUAUUGUAAACGAUCAUAAAAAAUUGCUAAUACGUGAUUGAGAAAAACUGUAACGUUAAAAUGCACAUUUAAAUGUGAAGAUGCACAUGAAAGUGUAGCGGACAUGAGUUAGUCAGCAUUAUUUUAUUUUCAUUCAUUUUUAGUAGAAUGUCCUUUUAAAAAGUCACCAGAGCUAAGCUUCUCAGUCCUUCUACAUACAAAUUAUCUGGGGGCCCCAAAUCAAGGGGCAGGGGGAGAGACCUCCCCUUAAUUUCAAUGUCUAGUUUUGAUUAACAUUUGGUUCAGUUGUCAAAUAUCAUGAAUUCAACGUGAAAUCAACAAAACAUUUCACAAUGUCAUUGGAUUUAAGUGAAAAGUUGGAUGGAAAAAGACAAAUUUCCCCUACGUUGAUGACUUUUUUCAAGUCCAAUACAUUUUCCACGUUGUGUUAACGUCUUCACAUAUUUUUUUUUGUUAAAAUUAUGUGGAAACAACGUUGAUUCAACCAGUUUUUGCCCAGUGGGAGGGCUCUCCAACCCUGUUCCUGGUGAGCUACCCUCCUGUAGGUUUUCGUUCCAACCCCAGUUGUAACUAGUCUGAUUCAGUUUACCAGCCAGGUAAUUAUUAGAAUCCGGUGUGCUAGAUUAGGGUUGGAACGAACAGGGUUGAAGAGCCAUGAUCUAAAAGCUACCGCCUUUUAAUGAUAGAUGUGCUUGAUGAAAAGAUGUUCACUCCUGUCUGACUUCUAACCUCUCACCUCUCUCUCUCCUUUUCCACAGUUGUGGGAGACCAUACAUCAAGAUGAGCCAUGGGGAGGGUUCAAUGGACAAAGGGGACAGGAUACGCCAGACAGGUACAUCCCAUGUUUUAUCUACCUUCCUCUAGCUAAGCUUCUCAUCAUAGCUGCUGCUUCUUCAACAGCUAAUGGGGAACCAAAUAAAACAAAUCAUAACAGAUCUGAUACCAGGCUAUGCCUGCCUCACAAUAGAGAGGUGUUAUUUGUUUUGCAGCAGUGUUGAACACUUUAUGGGUGUCCCAUCUUAAUAACGCUCUCUCUAUCGUCCCAACAGAGGAUCAGAUGGUGGUGUCAUCGGACUACGACAACACCCACGAGGCCAACCACAACGACAGCAGUGAUGUAGCGCCGACAGAGGGGGACGCAGAGGGGGGCAAACCCCCCCACCAAAACCUCUUCAUGCUACCCCCAGAGGUGAGAAACAGCCGCAGCAAGCGCAGAGCUAGCUCUAGUCUUCUUCUUCCCGACUCUAUAUACACCUUCUAGGUCUUAAUAUUGGCUUAUUGGUGCAACCUCAUCGGGUAGAGGCACAGCCAGCUCAGAAGCAAAAAGGACUAACAAUGUCAAGUUGAAAAGACUCCCACUCUGGGAGCAUUUCCACCAAAAUAUCAUGUCCAGUGUGCCUCAGAGUGUUCAGUGCACAGAUUAUCCUAAACAGCCAUCGAUGUCUGACCUCCUUAUAUCAUGUGGAUGUCCUCAUUAGGAGAAGCCCCAACCAGCCCCAGAACUGUUAGUGAUGGAGGACUUGGAGCCCCUGAUGAGCCAGCUCAACAACUGGAACUUCCCCAUCUUCAGUCUGGUGGAGAAGACCCAGGGGAAGUGUGGCCGCAUCCUCAGCCAGGUGAGAAUCUGAUUGGACACCAGCCAAUCAGUCAGGACCAUCUAUCAGCCCAUUGGCCAGUCACCUUGUCAAUCAAAUAGUUUGUCUGUCAGCUGAGAAUCUGAUUCGUUGUUUGAGACAUCAGCUGUAUAUAAGAAUGAGGCCAUCUGUAAGCCCAUAGACCAGUCAGAUUGCCAAUCAGAGUUGGAGAGUAACGGAUUACAAAGAAACUGUAACUGUAAUCUGUUACAUUACCAGCAAAAAUAGUGUAAUCAGAUUACACAUACUUUUAAAACUAGAUGAUUACCUCUAGGAUUACUUUAAAAUUCAGAAAGGAAGUUUGUGAAAAAAAUGUUUCAGUUUGUUCCGCCUGAGCGAGUCUGACCACAAGUCAAAGACAACUAUAAUGACACACCAAAUGCUUUUGAUGGAUCGCAGGAAAAGAGCGGAAAUAGGCUUUUGUAGGCUACAGUCCAAGCUAUGUCUUCCAAUGGUGCGACUGCAGUCGGCAUCCAAAGAUUAUCCAACUUGAAUAAACGCUUGGAGGUAAGGACGACAGCAGUGGUGUAGUCAAUGGACGAUAAGGAUAUCACUUAUUACUAAUAUCUACUGUAUAUAGAGUAUAAUUUCGCUAUUUGCGCCUUACGGAUUGUGGUUGUUGUAUUUGUAUUUAUUAACAAUCCCCAUUAGCAGCUACUCUUCCUGGGGUCCAGCAACAUUAAGGCAGUUACAUGACAUUACAUUUCAUAACACUUUUCAUAACACAUUAAGUGUGUUCCCUCAGGCCACUACUCUACUAUCACAUAUCUACAAUACAAAAUCCAUGUGUACGUGUGUGUAGAGUGCGUGUCUUAUCAUGUGUAUGUGUGUCUGUGCCUGUGUGUGUUUCUCUUCACAGUCCCCGCUGUUCCAUAAGGUGUAUUUGUAUUUGUCUUUUAAAUCUGAUUCUACUGCUUGCAGUUAUCUGAUUGUGGAACAGAGUUCCAUGUAGCCAUGGCUAUGUGUACUACUGUGCUCCUCCCAUAGUCUGUUCUUGACUUGGGGAUUGUGAAAAGGCCUUUGGUGGCAUGUCUUUUGGGGUACGCAUAGGUGUCAGAGCUGUGUGCUAGUAGUUUAAACAGACAUCUCUGUGCAUUCAGCAUGUCAACACUUCUUACAAAAACAAGUAGUGAUGAAGUCAGUCUCUCCUCCACUUUCAGCCAUGAGAGAUUUAGAUGCAUAUUAUUAAUAUUAGCUCUCCGUGUACAUUUAAGGGCCAGCCGUGCUGCCCUGUUCUGAGCCAACUGUAAUUUUCCGAGGUCCCUCUUUGUGGCACCUGACCACACGACUGAACAAUAGUCCAGGUGCGACAAAACUAGAGCUUGUAGGACCUGCCUUGUUGAUAGUGUUGUUAAAAGGCAGAGCAGCUCUUUAUUAUAGACAGACUUCUCCCCAUCCUAGCUACUGUUGUAUCAACAUGUUUUGACCAUGACAGUUUACAAUCCAGGGUUACUCCAAGCAGUUUAGUAACCUCCACUUGCUACAUUUCCACAUUAUUUAUUACAAGAUUUAGUUGAGGUUUAGGCUUUAGUGAAGGAUUUAUCCCAAAUACAUUUAUUUUAGUUUUUGAAAUAUUUAUGACUAAUUUAUUUCUUGCCACUCAUUCUGAAACUAACUGCAGCUCUUUGUUAACUGUUGCAGUGAUUUCACUCGCUAUAGUAGCUGACGUGUAUAGUGUUGAGUCAUCCACAUACAGUUGAAGUCUGAAGUUUACAUACACUUAGGUUGGAGUCAUUUGAGUCAAUUGGAGGUGUACCUGUGGAUGUAUUUCAAGGCCUACCUUCAAACUCAGUGCCUCUUUGCUUGACAUCAUGGGAAAAUCUAAAUAAAUCAGCCAAGACCUCAGAUUUUUUUUUUGUAGACCUCCACAAGUCUGGUUCAUCCUUGGGAGCAAUUUCCAAACGCCUGAAGGUACCACGUUCAUCUGUACAAACAAUAGUACGCAAGUAUAAACACCAUGGGACCACGCAGCCAUCAUACCGCUCAGGAAGGAGACGCGUUCUGUCUCCUAGAGAUGAACGUACUUUGGUGCGAGAAGUGCAAAUCAAUCCCAGAACAACAGCAAAGGACCUUGUGAAGAUGCUGGAGGAAACAGGUACAAAAGUAUCUAUAUCCACAGUAAAACGAGUCCUAUAUCGACAUAACCUGAAAGGCCGAUCAGCAAGAAAUAGGCCACUGAUCCAAAACCACCAUAAAAAAGCCAGACUACGGUUUGCAACUGCACAUGGGGACAAAGAUCAUACUUUUUGGAGAAAUGUCCUCUGGUCUGAUAGAACAAAAUAGAACUGUUUGGCCAUAAUGACCAUCGUUAUGUUUGGAGGAAAAAGAGGGAGGCUUGCAAGCCGAAGAACACCAUCCCAUCCGUGAAGCACGGGAGUGGCAGCAUCAUGCUGUGGGGGGGCUUUGCUGCAGGAGGGACUGGUGCACUUCACAAAAUAGAUGGCAUAAUGAGGAUGGAAAAUUAUGUGGAUAUAUUGAAGCAACAUCUCAAGACAUCAGUCAGGAAGUUAAAGCUUGGUCGCAAAUGGGUCUUCCAAAUAGACAAUGACCCCAAGCAAACAUCCAAAGUUGUGGCAAAAUGGCUUAAGGACAACAAAGUCAAGGUAUUGGAGUGGCCAUCACAAAGCCAUGACCCCCAUCCUAUAGAACAUUUGUGGGCAGAACUGAAAAAGCGUGUGCGAGCAAGGAGGCCUACAAACCUGACUCAGUUACACCAGCUCUGUCAGGAGGAAUGGGCCAAAAUUCAUCCAACUUAUUGUGGGAAGCUUGUGGAAGGCUACCCGAACAGUUUGACCCAAGUUAAACAAUUUAAAGGCAAUGCUACCAAAUACUAAUUGAGUGUAUGUAAACUUCUGACCCACUGGGAAUGUGAUGAAAUAAGUAAAAGCUGAAAUAAACAUUCUCUCUACUAUUAUUCUGACAUUUCACAUUCUUAAAAUAAAGUGGUGAUCCUACCUGACCUAAAACAGGGAAUUUUUACAAGGAUUAAAUGUCAGAAAUUGUGAAAAACUGAGUUUAAAUGUAUUUGGCUAAGGUGUAUGUAAACUUCCGACUUCAACUGUACAUAGACACACUAGCUUUACUCAAGGCCAGUUGCAAGUCACUAGUAAAGAUUGAAAAAAGUAAGGGGCCUAGACAGCUGCCCUGGGGAAUUCCUGAUUCUACCUGGAUUAUGUUGUAGAGGAUUCCAUUAAAGAACACCCUCUGUGUUCUGUUAGACAGGUGACUGUUUAUUCACAAUAUAGCAGGGGGUGUAAAGCCAUAACACAUACGUUUUUUUAUCAGCAGACUAUGAUUGAUAAUAAUAAUGUCAGAAGUCGCACUGAAGUCUAACAAAACAGUUCCCACAAUCAUCAAUUUCUCUCAGCCAUUUGUGUAAGUGCCGUGCUUGUUGAAUGUCCUUCCCUAUAAGUGUGCUGAAAGUCUGUUGUCAAUUUGUUACAGUAAAAUAGCGUUGUAUCUGGUCAAACACAAUUUUUUCCAAAAGUUUACUAAGGAUGGGUAACAGGCUGAUUGGUCGGCUAUUUGAGCCAGUAAGGGGGGCUUUACUAUUCUUGGGUAGCGGAAUUAUUUUUGCUUCCCUCCAGGCCUGAGGGCACACACUUUUUAGUAGGCUAAAUUUGAAGAUAUGGCAAAUAGGAGUGGCAAUAUCGUCCGCUAUUAUCCUUCCUAAUUUUCCAUCCACAUUGUCAGAUCCUGAUGGCUUGCCAUUGUUGAUAGACAACAAUACUUUUUUCACCUCUUACACACUCACUUCACGGAAUUCAAAAUUUCAUAAUUUGAUCAGUUAUACUUGGAUGUGUAGUGUCAGCGGUUUGUUGCUGGCAUGUCAUGCCUAAGUUUGCUAAAUUUGUCAAUGAAAAAAUCAUUAAAGUAAUUGACAGUAUCAGUGGGUUUUGUGAUGAAUGAGCCAUCUGAUUCAAAGAAUGAUGGAGCUGAGCCUUUUUGCCCAAAAUUUAAUUUAAAGUGCUCCAAAGCUUUUUACUAUCAUUCUUUAUAUUAUUUAUCUUUGUUUCGUAGUAUAGUUUCUUCUUCUUUUGAUUCAGUUUAGUCACAUGAUUUCUCAGUUUGCAGUACGUUUGCCAAUCGGUUGUGCAGCCAGACUUAUUUGCCAUUCCUUUUGCCUCAUCCCUCUCAAACAUACAAUCCUCAUCAAUCCACAGGGAUUUAUACGUUUUUACAGUCAUUUUCUUAAUGGGUGCAUGCUUAUUAGUAACUGGAAUGAGCAAUUUCAUAAAUGUGUCAAGUGCAGCGUCUGGUUGCUCCUCAUUACACACCACAGACCAACAAAUAUUAUUUACAUCAACAACAUAGGAAUCACUACAAAACGUAUUAUAUGACCUCUUAUACAUGGGUGUCCAUUUAGUUAUUGUUUCAACUGUGGAUUCACCCUUUAAACAGCUGCAAAUUAUAGAGAUAUCAAAGUGUCACCAACAAAAACUUAAACAAUAGGUCUAUAGGAAAUGCACCAUAUCGCAUACAUUUUUCACAUGUAAAUAGCACUUUUCAAAAAGAGCAGCAUUUAUUUUUCAACUCAAAGCAAUGAGCCCAAUCAGUCCACCAUGACAAAAUAAACAACAGAGUAGUGUAGGCUAAUAAGUCCUUGGUUUUUGGGUUAUGCUCAGGUAAAACAAUGUGGCUAAUCUAUACUCCAAAUUUCCAAGUCCUGUUCUUGAAGAUCAAGGGCUUUUAAAUUAAUUGGAAUGACUGGAAAUCUGACAGACUUUGGUUUUUUAUGUAAACUUAAAACUUGAUAUUAUUAUCUGUAGUAGAAAGCAAUGGGUUGGAAGAAGCCUACGUAACCAACCCAUAAAGUAAAAUGCAACAUCCAUUUUAGGCCAGCUAUGUAAACUCUAACACUGAUUUAUCCUGCAAUAGAUGUCGUUAAAGUCGUAAUAUUCAUUUUUGUAUUAUUCUAAUGCCUCUUAAGGGGAAAGUAAUCUAAAAGUAACUGAAAGUAAUCAGAUUACGUUACUGUGUUUGGGUAAUCCAAAAGUUACAUUACUGAUGACGAUUUUAACUGUAACAAAUUACAUUUAGAAAGUAACCUUCCCAACCCUGUUGUCAGUCAAAGAGUCUGUCUGACAGGUGAGAAUUUGAUUGGUCCUGUGAGCUGUCUGACUCUGUAUGUGUUUCAGGUCUCUCUCAGACUAUUUGAAGACACAGGCCUAUUUGAGACUUUCAAGAUCCCUGUCCAAGAUUUCAUGAACUACUUCCAUGCUCUGGAGAAUGGGUACAGAGACAUACCAUGUAAGAACCCAGCUUAACAUUUAGUAUUUUCCCUCACUUUUAUAUUCACAUUGAAGUAUUCUCGCUUGCCAGACUCAUGGCUUACCACAGCUGCGCUGGGAAGACCAUAGAGAAUGAUAGAGGUCUGUAGUGGCCAAAAGGCAGUUUUAGCAUGGAAGCGCCAUUAAGUGCUUCCACCAUUUUAAAGUAGUCAAAGUAGUCAACUGGGUCGGGAUUCCUAUGGGUUGUAGCCUCAAUAGCGCUGCCCAUGCUAUCACAGACACUAUAAUGGCACAGAUAUAAAGAUGAGUCCUCUAUCUAUCUCUAUGGAAAAGACUACAUUGAAGUUGGGUUUUGAGUAUAAUGUAAGAAGUCACCCACUAGAGGGAAAUGUUACACUAUUUUUUUUUUCUUUCAACUCUCCAUUUCAAUUACCUUAUAUCUCUAUUCACACAACCUUACAGUAAAAACAUAAACACCAUGACAGUGCAUCCUAGUGGACAUCAUCAGUACUACAGCCUCUCUUCUCCCUCUCCAUGCUAAGAUCACAACAGGAUCCAUGCUACAGAUGUGCUCCAUGCUGUCUGGUACCUUACCACCCAGGCAGUGCCAGGUCUGCCCAGGCUCAUCACCGACCAUGGCUCUGCCAGUGACUCAGGUGGGUGCCAGACCAUGCCAGGCCAGACAGAGCUGAGGAGGGGUAGCGGACAGGACACACUCAGUGGUGAUGAGAAGGAGUGGAGAGUAAAAGUUCCAGAACAAGUUCGAGUUUAUAUGUGAUGUGUAAUAUUGGAAGCCAAAAUCCAUCAUCAUGAUACUUCUUGCUCUUCGUUGAUGUUGGGCAUCAGGAGACAAGCGUUAUAUCUUGAGAACUUGACAUAUGCAGGUUUUUCGGACUGUAUAAAAAAAAAGUGGAUUUGUAUUUUUUUGAGUAAAAUGUACAUUUACAUUUUAGUCUUUAGCAAACGCUCUUAUCCAAAGCGACUUACAGCUGCAAUUAGGGUUAAGUGCCUUGGUCAAGGGCACAUCGGCAGAUUUUUCACCUAGUCGGCUCAGGGAUUAGAUUGUAAAUGUAAUAUCAUUAUGUUAGCUAUGGUUGUCACCUUCAGUAACAUUUUCAUUUUGUACUAAUAGAAGAGACGUAAGCGUAAGUUAGAAAACAAUGCUAACAAGGGUCUUAAUUCAAUUUGUAUCAAUCUGAUUAACUUUUGCCAUUGAUUUAAUUUAGCCUAUCUACCUCCACCUCCUGUUGCUCUUUGUAAGCCAACUCAUUAAUCGAAAAAACAUGUUUGUUACAGUUAGAUCAAUGCUCUCAGCUGUUCUUAUCAGACUGGGGGCUUAGCACCAGAUCCUUGCUGAGUCCUAAAUGGCACCCUAUUCCCUUUAUAGUGCACUACUUUUGACCAGGGCCCAGGGCUCUAUUUGGGACGUGGAUUCUGAGUACCAAUUAUCAAAUACUCAGCAGUGCAUGAGCAGGCAUGAAAUUGCGAUUCAAUUAAAGUUCCCCCUCACUCAGAUUUUCAGAACCUAAUUUAUAUGGUCUGGUGGCCCAACUCUUUGAUCCGAGCAUAAGUGGAUUUAGAGAUUGUGGCGUUUGGGGGUGCUGGCUGGUACCCUUUUCACACUACUGAGCUAAACUGUGCUGAGCCAUGCUGAGCUGUACUGCGCUGGCCUAGUUAUGCAUCCACCAUAGUUGCUGAAAACAUGUUGGAAAGUACAAUGUGAAAAGAAAAUAGAGCAAGUACGUUACGGUUCAUGUCGGCCCUGUAGUGUAAAUCAGGCAUGGUUGUGUGUUGUCUGUGUGCUGCUACUCAUCAUAUUCUCCUUUCUCUGCCCCCGCUCCGCUUCUCACCCUCUCCACUCCUCUCCUCUCCUCUCUUGUACCCCUCCGGCUCUGACAGAUUCAGACAGCGGCAUCACACACAGCCAUAUGGGCUACCUGGUGUCGAAGACCUACAGUGUGUCGGAGGAUGGAUAUGGCUGCCUGUCGGGGCUCAUCCCAGCCCUGGAGCUCAUGGCGCUGUACGUGGCUGCAGCCAUGCAUGACUACGACCACCCUGGGAGGACCAACGCUUUCCUGGUGGCCACAAGCGCACCACAGGUAGCCUACAACCUGUUCUCCUUCUCUCUCUCAAACCCAGUUCAACUCUUCUUCACGGAUUGCUUCACAAGUAAACAUUGUCCUGUGUGGCUCAGUUGGUAAGAGUGUGGCCCUAGCCACGGCAAGGUUGUGGGUAAAAUUUUGGCAUGGAUCACAUAUGGAUAAUACUUACAUUGGAUAUAUGUAGGUCACUUUGGAUGAAAAAAUAUAUUUAUCUCCCUCUCUCCCUUUUCCAGGCAGUGCUGUAUAACGACCGGUCGGUGUUGGAGAACCACCACGCCGCCUCGGCCUGGAACCUGUUCAUGUCCUGUCCUGAGUAUAACUUCCUAGUCAACCUGGACCACGUGGAGUUCAAACGCUUCCGCUUCCUGGUCAUAGAGGCCAUCCUCGCCACUGACCUCAAAAAACACUUUGACUUCCUGGCCGAGUUCAACGCCAAGGUAUAUUCUUUGGAGACCUUAGAGACUUUAAGAGAUGUAUAUAAAGACAUGGGCUACAAUUAUAAUCAAACCCGCCAUAGCAAUCUGAAAAGUGAAAACCUGGGAUUAAAAUAAAGUUAUAUCUGUGAUGGGAGUCAGUAGCUAUAGGUUAGGUUUUCAUACAGUACCCAAGACCAUUCUGUGAGUGUCAGGGCGUGUGUAGGUGUGGUGUAGGAAAUCAGAUGCAGGACGCAGACGGUAGGUUCCAAAAGCUGUAUUCCGACCCAAACACAGGCAACAGGGCAACAAAGCCCAACAGCUAAACUACGCCCAAGGCGUGUAGGCAAAAUGCGCACAAACAGGUGCGACAAAAUAUGUAGUGCACGAAACAAGUGCAAACGAGCUCCAGCGCAGUGGAGAGAAAUAGGCUCAACCGAGCAAACACAACACUGACGAAAACAAUCACACACAACACAAGACAAACACAACGAGAAACUUAUAGGACACUAAUCACGUAAAACAGAAACAGGUGUGACACAAACAGACAAAAGCAAACGAACAUGAAAACAUAAAUCGGUGGCAGCUAGAAUUCCGGAGACGACGAACGCCGAAGCCUGCCCGAACAAGGGAGAGAGGCAGCCUCGGCCGAAACCGUGACAGUACCCCCCCCCUUGACGCGCGGCUCCAGACGCGCGCCGACUCCGGCCUUGGGGACGACCCGGAGGCCGCGGCGCAGGGCGCGUCGGAUACCCCCGAUGGAAUUCCGUCAGGAGCGACGGGUCCAAGAUGUCUCUCCUCGGCACCCAGCACCGCUCCUCCGGACCGUACCCCUCCCACUCCACUAGAUACUGAAGACCCCCUCUCCGACGUCUAGAAUCCAAGAUGGAUCUCACGGUGUACGCCGGUGCCCCCUCGAUGUCCAACGGGGGCGGGGGGGGUCUCCAAGAUCUCAUGUUCUUGGAGCGGGCCUGCUACCACCGGCCUGAGAAGGGACACAUGGAACGAGGGGUUAAUACAUUUAUACUCCACUGGCAACUGUAAUCUAUAACAAACCUCGUUCAACCUUCUCAGGACUUUAAAUGGCCCUACAAACCGCCGACCCAGUUUCCGACAGGGCAGGCGGAGGGGCAGGUUUCUGGCAGAGAGCCAGACUCGAUCUCCAGGUGCGUACACAGGCCCCUCACUGCGGUGUAGGUCGGCGCUCGUCUUCUGUCGACGUAUGGCACGCUGCAGAUGGACGUGUGCAGCGUUCCACGUCUCCUCCGAGCGCCGCACCCACUCAUCCACAGCGGGGGCCUCGAUCUGGCUCUCAUGCCAUGGUGCCAGAACCGGCUGGUACCCUAAAACACACUGAAAAGGGGUUAGUUGGGUGGAGGAGUGGCGAAGAGAGUUCUGUGCCAUCUCAGCCCAGGGCACAUAUCUCGCCCACUCCUCCGGCCGGUCCCGGCAGUAUGUUCUGAGAAACCUGCCCACAUCCUGGUUUACGCGUUCCACCUGCCCAUUACUCUCCGGGUGGUAACCCGAGGUGAGACUCACCGAGACCCCCAACCGCUCCAUAAAAGCUCUCCAGACUCUGGAGGUGAAUUGGGGACCCCGGUCAGCCACAAUGUCCUCGGGCACCCCGUAGUGCCGGAACACAUGAGUGAAUAGUGCUUCGGCGGUUUGUAGGGCAGUAGGAAGACCCGGCAUGGGGAGCAAACGACAGGCCUUAGAGAACCGAUCCACAACGACCAGGAGUGUAGUAUUCCCUUGAGAGAGGGGAAGGUCAGUUAUAAAAUCCACCGAGAGGUGGGACCAUGGUCGUUGUGGAACGGGCAGGGGUAGUAACUUACCCCUAGGCAGAUGUCUAGGCGCCUUACACUGGGCGCACACCGAGCAGGAGGAAACAUAAACCCUCACAUCCCUGGCCAACGUAGGCCACCAAUAUUUGGCACUAAGACAGUGCACUGUCCGGCCGAUACCCGGAUGUCCAGAGGAGGGUGACGUGUGAGCCCAAUAGAUCAAUCGAUCCCGACACUCGAGCGGAACAUACUUCCGACCCUCCGGGCAUUGUGGUGGACUAGGGUCGGUGCGUAAUGCCCGCUCGAGCUCAGAAUCGAGCUCCCACACCACCGGUGCCACUAGACACGACUCCGGCAGUAUGGGAGUGGGCUCCACGGACCUCUCCUCCCCGUCAUACCGCCGAGACAGUGCAUCUGCCUUACCGUUUUGUGACCCAGGGAUGUAGGUGAUCUUAAAAGAGAAACGGGUCAAAAACAUACUCCAUCUAGCCUGUCGAGGGUUCAGCCUCCUCGCUGCCCGGAUGUACUCCAGGUUACGGUGGUCCGUCAAAAUGAGGAAAGGGUGUUGAGCCCCCUCAAGCCAGUGCCUCCACACCUUAAGGGCUUGGACCACAGCUAACAGCUCCCUGUCCCCUACGUCAUAAUUUCGCUCCGCCGGGCUGAGCUUCUUGGAAUAGAAGGCAACGGGGCGGAGUUUAGGUGGCGCGCCUGACCGUUGGGACAGCACGGCGCCAAUACCGGCUUCAGACGCGUCCACCUCUACCUGAAAUGGUAAAGAGGGAUCCGGAUGCGCCAGCACCGGAGCCGAGGUGAACAGGUCCUUCAGCUUCUUAAAAGCCCUGUCCGCCUCGACUGACCACUGCAGACGCACCGGGCCCCCCUUUAAGAGAGACGUGAUGGGAGCUGCCACCUGCCCAAAACCCCGGAUAAACCUCCGGUAGUAAUUCGCAAACCCCAAAAACUGCUGCACCUCUUUCACAGUGGUUGGUGUUUGCCAAUUACUCACGGCUGACACUCGGUCUACCUCCAUCUUCACCCCUGACGCAGACAACUGAUACCCCAAGAAGGAAAUCGACUCCUGGAAAAACAGACACUUCUCUGCCUUCACAUACAGGUCGUGCUCCACCAGCCUCCGCAACACUCUGCGCACCAGGGCCACAUGCUCGACACGGGUAGGUGAGUACACGAGGAUGUCAUCUAUGUACACCACCACUCCCUGUCCCUGCAUGUCCCUGAAGAUCUCAUCCACGAAUGAUUGGAAAACUGACGGAGCAUUCAUCAACCCGUAUGGCAUGACGAGAUACUCGUAAUGGCCCGAGCUGGUACUAAAGGCUGUUUUCCAUUCAUCAUCCUUCCUGAUGCGCACCAAGUUGUACGCGCUCCUGAGAUCUAAUUUCGUGAAGAAACGCGCCCCAUGCAACGACUCAGUCAUGGUCGCAAUCAGCGGGAGUGGAUAACUAUACUUCACCGUAAUCUGAUUGAGACCACGGUAGUCGAUGCACGGACGCAACCCCCCAUCCUUCUUCUUCACGAAAAAGAAACUCGAGGACGCGGGGGAAGUGGACGGCCGUAUGUAUCCUUGUCUCAGUGAUUCGUCUAUGUAAACCUCCAUAGCUUUCUUCUCCUCCUGAGACAGAGGAUACACAUGACUCCGUGGGAGCGCAGCUCCUGCCUGAAGGUCUAUCGCACAAUCCCCCUGCCUAUGGGGUGGCAAUCGCGUCGCCCUCGCCUUACUAAACGCGAUAGCCAGAUCCCCAUACUCAGGUGGAAUGUGCAAUGCGGGCACCUGGUUUGGACUUUCCACCGAGGUAGCCCCUAAGGAAACGCCCAAACAUCUACCCACACACUGAGCAGACCACUCCUUCAGAGCCCUCUCCUGCCACGAAAUAACGGGGUUAUGGGUACUUAACCAGGGCAUGCCCAGCACCACCGGAUACGCAGGAGAGUCAAUCAGAAACAGUUGUAUUAUCUCCUGAUGACUCCCCUGCGCACACAUCCUAAGUGGCGCCGUGACCUCCCUGAUUAAGCCCGUACCCAACGGACGACUAUCUAGGGCGUGAACGGGAAAAGGAACUUCCACAGGGAGAAGGGGAAACCCUAACUCUAAACAAAACUUCUUAUCAAUGAAAUUCCCAGCCGCGCCUGAAUCUACCAGCGCCUUACACUGGGAAUGAGGUGCCACCUGCGGAAAACACACAGGCAUACAAAAAUGGGCAACAGUGAGCUCUGGGUGAGUGGGGCGCCUACUCACCUGGAGGGAAUCCCCAGUGCGGGACCUGUCGUCAUCUCCCCGAGGAGGCCAUCCCCAGCACCUAGCCGCGGUGUGUCCUCCCCGACCACAGUUGGUGCAGUGGAUGGACCCCCCACUCUGCCGACUCCUCCUACCUCUAGCGCCAGCGCCCCCGAGCUCCAUAGGACACGGCUCGGGUGCGCUGGAGGAUGGAAUGGACGGACCCCCCUCAGGACGUCCGCGGGUAGCCAAUAGGUUAUCCAACCUAAUUGACAUGUCGACCAGCUGGUCGAAAGUGAGACUGGCGUCCCGACAGGCCAGCUCCCGACGGACGUCCUCUCUGAGGCUACAUCGGUAGAGAUCGAUGAGGGCCCGAUCAUUCCACCCUGCAUCUGCCGCUAGAGUACGGAAUUCGAGUGCGAAUUCCUGGGCACUCCUCCUCCCCUGCCUAAGGAAGACCAGACGCUCCCCCGUCGCUUUCCCCUCCGGGGGAUGGUCGAACACCGCCCUAAAGCGGCGGGAGAACUCGGUGUAGGUAAUGGUCGUGGCGUCGAUCUUCCUCCACUCCGCGUUGGCCCACUCCAACGCUUUACCGGCCAGGCAGGAGAUUAGGGCGGACACGCUCUCAUGCCCUGAAGGUGCCGGAUGGACUGUGGCCAGGUACAGCUCGACCUGGAGCAAGAACCCCUGACACCCAGCCGCUGUCCCGUCGUAAGCCCUCGGGAGAGAUAGACGGACUCCUCGAUGUUCCGGUGCUGGAACGGGCGGGCUGGCCGAUGGUGCUGGCUGGGCGGGUGGUGGUGGAGGCGAACCCCAGCCUCGGAGUGUGGAAAUAACCUCCUGCAGGGCGUUCCCCAUCUGCAGGAGUUGCUCCUGCUGAUCCCGAACCUGGGCUUCCAGUCUUGUCUGGGCUGCUUCUGCUCCUGCUGAUUCCAUGGGUGGUGUGUGAUUCUGUCAGGGCGUGUGUAGGUGUGGUGUAGGAAAUCAGAUGCAGGACGCAGACGGUAGGUUCCAAAAGCUGUAUUCCGACCCAAACACAGGCAACAGGGCAACAAAGCCCAACAGCUAAACUACGCCCAAGGCGUGUAGGCAAAAUGCGCACAAACAGGUGCGACAAAAUAUGUAGUGCACGAAACAAGUGCAAACGAGCUCCAGCGCAGUGGAGAGAAAUAGGCUCAACCGAGCAAACACAACACUGACGAAAACAAUCACACACAACACAAGACAAACACAACGAGAAACUUAUAGGACACUAAUCACGUAAAACAGAAACAGGUGUGACACAAACAGACAAAAGCAAACGAACAUGAAAACAUAAAUCGGUGGCAGCUAGAAUUCCGGAGACGACGAACGCCGAAGCCUGCCCGAACAAGGGAGAGAGGCAGCCUCGGCCGAAACCGUGACAGUGAGUUUAUUUGACCAUGGGAAAAAAGGCUACUGCCCUCAUACUGAAAAGGAGGUUUGAAUGAAUAAAAUAAAAUAAAAAAUGUUACAUGCGCCGAAUACAGGUGUAGACUUUAUCGUGAAAUGCUUACUUAUGAGCCCUUUCCCAACAAUGCAGAGUUAAAAAGUAAGCAACUAAAAAAAGUAUUAUUAUUAUUAAUAAUUUAAAAAGGAAAUAGUAACAAAAUGAAAUAACAGUAAUGAGGCUAUAUACAAGGAGUACUGGUACCGAGUCAAUGUGCGGGGCUACGAGGUAGUUGAGGUAAUUUAGGUAAAAUGUACAGUGCAUUCGGAAAGUAUUCAGACCCAUUCACUUUUUCCACAUUCUGUUACGUUACAGCCCUAUUCUAAAAUUGAUUAAAUACUUGUUUUACUCAUUAAUCUACACACAAUACCCAUAAUGACAAAGCGGAAACAGGUUUUUAGAUUUUUUUGCAUAUAUAAAAAAAUAUUUAAAAAAUACCUUAUUUACGUAAGUAUUCAAACACUUUUCUUUGAGACUCGAAAUUGAGCUCAGGUGCAUCCUGUUUCCAUUGAUCAUCCUUGAGAUGUUUCUACAACUUGAUUGGGUUCCACCUGUGGUAAAUUAAAUUGAUUGUACAUGAUUUGGAAAGGCACACACCUGUCUAUACAAGGUUCCACAGUUGACAGUGCAUGUCAGAGCAAAAACCAAGCCAUGAGGUCGAAGGAAUUGUCCGUAGAGCUCCGAGACAGGAUUGUGUCGAGGCUCAGAUCAGGGGAAGGAUACCAAAACAUUUCUGCAGCAUUGAAGGUCCUCAAGAACACAGUGGCCUCCAUCAUUCUUAAAUGGAAGAAGUUUGGAACCACCCAGACUCGUCCUAGAGCUGGCCGCCCGGCCAAACGGAGCAAUCGGGGGAGAAGGGCCUUGGUCAUGGAGGUGACCAAAAUCCUGAUGGUCACUCUGACAGAGCUCCAGAGUUCCUCUAUGGAGAUGGGAGAACCUUCCAGAAGGACAACCAUCUCUGCAGCACUCUACCAAUCAGGCCAGACGGAAGCCACUCCUCAGUAAAAGGCACAUGACAGCCCGCUUGAAGUUUGCCAAAAGGCACCUAAAGGACUCUCAGACCAUGAGAAACAAGAUUCUCUGGUCUGAUGAAACCAAGAUUGAACUCUUUGGCCUGAAUGCCAAGCGUCACGUCUGGAGGAAACCUGGCACCAUCCCUACGGUGAAGCAUGGUGGUGGCAGCAUCAUACUGUGGGGAUGUUUUUCACCGGCAGGGACUGGGAGACUAGUCAUGAUCGAGGGAAAGAUGAACACAGCAAAGUACAGAGAAAACCUGCUCCAGAGUGCUCAGGACCUCAGACUGGGGCAAAGGUUCACCUUACAACAGGACAAUGACCCUAAGCACACAGCCAAGACAACACAGGAGUGGCUUCGGGACAAGUCUCUGAAUGUCCUUGAAUGGCCCAGCCAGAGCCCGGACUUGAACCCGAUCUAACAUCUCUGGAGAGACCUAAAAAAAGCUGUGCAGCGACGCUCCCCAUCCAACAUUUACAUUUACAUGUUACAUUUAUGUCAUUUAGCAGACGCUCUUAUUCAGAGCGACUUACAAAUUGGUGCAUUCACCUUAUAGCCAGUGGUACAACCACUUUCCAAUGUUUUUUUUUUUUUUUUUUUGGGGGGGGGGGGGGGGGGGGGGGUUGGAUGAGGUCCUGGAUGUAUAGAGGUCCUGGAUGGCAGGAAGCUUGGCCCCAGUGAUGUGCUGGGCCGUACGCACUACCCUCUGUAGUGCCUUACAGUCAGAUGCCGAGCAGUUGCCAUACCAGGCGGUGAUGCAACCGGUCAGGAUGCUCUCGAUGGUGCAGCUGUAUAACUUUUUGAGGAUCUGGGGACCCAUGCCAAGUCUUUUCAGUCUCCUGAGAGGGAAAAGGUGUUGUCGUGCCCUCUUCACGACUGUCUUUGUGUGUUUGGACCAUGAUAGUUUGUUAGUGAUAUGGACACCAAGGAACUUGAAACUCUCGACCCGCUCCACUACCGCCCCGUCGAUUUGAAUGGGGGCAUGUUCAGUCCUCCUUUUCCUGUAGUCCACGAUCAGCUCCUUUGUCUUGCUCACGUUGACAGGCAAUAUCCUCAUUUUACUCUCAUUACUGACUAACCCAUAAGAAUACUCAGACUCCCCCUAACCCCCGCGGCAUUUCAUGAAAUCUUAUUUGCGGACUGAAUUCUGCUGCUAUCAUUUGUGGGGCUGAGUCUUUCCACUGUUCUGUAUUAAAGCACUGCUGGUGGUGGGUGGUUAGGCUCUGCCAGUUUAUACAACAGAGUGCUGGCCUGCCACCAAAGCUAGCAGUGUUAUGCCCAUUCAGUGUGUGUAUGCGUGCGUGUCUGUGUGUGUGGCACCAAAGCUAACCGAAACAAUGCUGUGCCUGUCAUGCUGGCUCUGUUGUAACACACACACACAGCUCCCCCCCCCCCACACACACACACACACACAAAGGCGCCUGACUACACUGGCUUUGCACGCCUUCCCCUCCUAUUACUAGAAACCAAAUUAAGCUUUCUCUGAAAAAACCCAUUGAAUUAGCUGUUGAUGUAGCUGCUCCUGCCCUCAGUGGUUACUGCGUUAGCAUGAUAAGACACACUCAUUAGGCCUACCUAGAAAUUAUGUAUCCAUUAAAAAAGAAAAAUGUUUGGGGAAGAGAAUUCAUCCACUUUAUGGUUAACUUCAAUAACUUCAUUAAGCUGAUUUCACAGCACAGAACAGUAACAUAGUGGGCAUUAAAGGGGGAGUCCAAAAUAGGGAAUGUUGGAGCUAUGUCAUUUUAAAUCAGGAAUCCAAUUUCAAUUUUACAUUCUUCGUGAAAUUAUUUGCAACUUGAUCUACCAUGUUUGUUAUUGAAUUGCAUGCACAUAUUUUUUCAGAUAUGUGCUGGAUACAACGUUUUAUACAGUAUGUCCCCUGCUGUCCCGUGGUACCAUAUAAGUUCAUAAAGUAUUUAUAAAGCAACAUAUUUUGUCUCUGUCUGUUCUUAUAGGUGGGUAAUGACAUGACGAGGGGCAUUGAUUGGUCCAAUGAGAACGACAGACUCCUUGUGUGUCAGAUGUGCAUCAAGCUAGCUGACAUCAACGGUCCACUGAAACACAAGGACCUGCACCUACAGUGGACCAAGGGCAUCGUGGAUGAGUUCUAUGAACAG